CUACAGGAAGGUACUGUUGGCAGGGGACUGGUCUGCUGAGUCACAGCGGCCCCACGCUCCAGGCUGUUUGUUCCUGCUGCUCCCUUUGGGAUUAACUGGAGAUUGAACCUGUUCGCCUUGUUCCAGCUCAGCCCCUGCAACCGACUGUCUGCUGGGAUCCGAGUCACCUGAGAGAAGUGAGUCGAGCCCUGGCCCUGUUGCAUGAGCAGACACCUCUGGAAGAACCAGCUGUGUGAGAUGGUGCAGCCCAGUGGCGGCCCGGCAGCAGAUCAGGACGUGCUGGGCGAAGAGUCUCCUCUGGGGAAGCAGGCCAUGUUGCACCUGCCUUCAGAGCAGGGUGCUCCUGAGACCCUCCAGCGCUGCCUGGAGGAGAAUCAAGAGCUUCGAGAUGCCAUCCGGCAGAGCAAUCAGAUGCUGCGGGAGCGCUGUGAGGAGCUUCUGCAUUUCCAAGCCAGCCAGAGGGAAGAAAAGGAGUUCCUCAUGUGCAAAUUCCAGGAGGCCAGGAAACUAGUGGAGAGACUCAGCCUGGAGAAGCUCGACCUGAAGAGGCAGAAGGAGCAGGCCCUGCGGGAGGUGGAGCACCUGAAGAGAUGCCAGCAGCAGAUGGCUGAGGACAAGGCCUCUGUGAAAGCCCAGGUGACGUCGUUGCUCGGGGAGCUCCAGGAAAGCCAGAGUCGCUUGGAGGCUGCCACUAAGGAAUGCCAGGCUCUGGAGGGUCGGGCUCGGGCGGCCAGUGAGCAGGUGCGGCAGCUAGAGAGCGAGCGUGAGGCGCUGCAGCAGCAGCACAGUGUGCAGGUGGACCAGCUGCGCAUGCAGGGCCAGAGUGUGGAGGCUGCACUUCGCAUGGAGCGACAGGCCGCCUCGGAGGAGAAGCGGAAGCUGGCUCAGUUGCAGGUGGCCUAUCACCAGCUCUUCCAAGAAUACGACAACCACAUCAAGAGCAGUGUGGUGAGCAGCGAGCGGAAGCGAGGAAUGCAGCUGGAAGAUCUCAAGCAGCAGCUCCAGCAGGCUGAGGAGGCCCUGGUGGCCAAACAGGAGCUGAUCGAUAAGCUGAAGGAGGAGGCCGAGCAGCACAAGAUGGUGAUGGAGACGGUUCCGGUGCUGAAGGCGCAGGCGGACAUCUACAAGGCGGACUUCCAGGCUGAAAGGCAGGCCCGGGAGAAGCUGGCUGAGAAGAAGGAGCUGUUGCAGGAGCAGCUGGAGCAGCUGCAGAGGGAGUACAGCAAAUUGAAGGCCAGCUGUCAGGAGUCGGCCAGGAUUGAGGACAUGAGGAAGCGGCAUGUAGAGGUCUCUCCGACCCCCUUGCCCCCUGCACCCGCCCACCACUCCUUUCUCCUGGCUCAGCCCAACCAGAGGAGGAGCCCCCCUGAGGAGCCACCUGACUUCUGCUGUCCCAAGUGCCAGUAUCAGGCCCCUGAUAUGGACACCCUGCAGAUACACGUCAUGGAGUGCAUUGAGUAGAGCCGGCCAGCGCAAGGACACUGCCUGCCGAGGACAUGCCCGGGAACAUGCUGUCUGUGAUUUCUUCUGCCUGCCUAGCCCAGGAUGAAGGGCUCGGUGACCACAAGUGGGGUGCUGCCUGGAGCCCCAGGAGCCUGCUGCGGUGCUUUAGGCUUCAGUUCUGGGUCUACUGGUCCCCUCUUGUAGGGCAGCUGCGGUCCCGAGCAGGCCUGAUGCACUGCUCUUCUUGUUGCCUUCUGUCUGCUUCAACCACUUGCCUUGGGCUAAUCCCUCCCUCUUCAUCCACUUCCCACUGGGGAAGUCAAGAAUGGCGGCCAGGUGCUCUCAGGGAGAACUGCUUCCCCGCUUCCCUGGGCAGAGCUGGGUGGCAACUCUUCCUCCUACUGGCCACUGACCCACGCACUGCUGUGCUCUGGGAGUGCUGCCCUCUUACAGUGUACACGGCUGCUGUCCUUUUGGACCGCAUGCUAUUCCAUUUUGCAGUGAGACCGAUGUGUAUUUAACUAGUCACUCUUGAUGGACAUUUGGGUUGUUUCCAGUCUUUUUGUUACCACAAAUAAUGGCACAGUAAAAAUCCUUUUGCAUUA
This is a messenger RNA of Callithrix jacchus (white-tufted-ear marmoset), 2048 nucleotides long. RefSeq names its product inhibitor of nuclear factor kappa B kinase regulatory subunit gamma (gene IKBKG). Gene Ontology annotation, molecular function: K63-linked polyubiquitin modification-dependent protein binding. The record is from RefSeq and is a predicted model, not a curated record. Gene Ontology annotation, biological process: positive regulation of canonical NF-kappaB signal transduction. NCBI's taxonomy places the organism in Eukaryota, Metazoa, Chordata, Mammalia, Primates, Cebidae. Gene Ontology annotation, cellular component: IkappaB kinase complex; cytoplasm; nucleus.